GGGCAGAAGCCACCUCAAAAAGUACCUGAAAUAGGCAUAGAUAUCAAAAAUAUACAUAUAGUACAGUAAGUUAAAAGUGUUUGUAGUCACUUUUACCGAGAAAUAAAGAUUAUACAGCUUCUCAAAGUGUCGUUUUUGGAAAGCCGCGACCCCGGCGUAGUAGCCCCAUUCCAGAAGCCGUCACGUGAUGCCGUGACGUAACACAAGGGACGCACCCGCUAUCUGCCAAUUGUCUGUUUGUUUUAACAAUGGCAACACCGACCAUGGACGCUGACGAAGUUGAGACUUUUUCUGACUGCUCGUCUACCGUAGAAUGUAUCUGUGAGGAAUUUGAGUCGAACUCAGAUUCGGAGGAGGUCGUAGGAGUUCUCAUGCCCUACAGAUUUGAGCCAUAUCUCUCUGACGUGCAGUCAGACGAGCCGAAUUCUGACAGCGACGAUGAAGGUGAGGCCGCUGGUGACGCCAUGGCUGAUGGCGGGGAACUUGAAAUCGACGGACAAAUUCCGCUCGAUAGCGAAACCCGACUGCAGAACAUGGACUGGUGUACUUGUGGGAACUGCGUUGACCACCGAAAGGUGAAGGAGAAUGUGUGCUGCCGGGAGCAGAUGCGUGUUUGUGAGCGAAGGGAGAAGGAGCCCGGCAUUGACUGCAUUACCCAACACCACGGAUUUCCCCAAGUCUGCCUAGCCGUGGACGUACUAGAAACAGCAUACUUUGCUUAUCGGGAUCAUUACGGGUUGACCUUUGGAAACGACUGGAAGCGGUACACUGCGUACCGACAGUUUGUGCGCUGGUGCUACGAGUUCCUUGGAAAGAAGAACCGGGUUACUCUGCCCUCUUGCACUGUGGCUGCUAUAAGAAACCACUUCCCGUCUCCAGACUACACAGGCUUCCGGGAAGCUGACGACUAGAGAUGUCUUCUGCUGAACUUGUGCUAAGCCUACCUACUUUACCUUUGAUAGUGUAGUUGGUAGAAACUUUAUUUCUCUAGCUAAGAACUUCGUAAUAUGUAAAAACUACAAUCGACAAUGAUAUGUGUCAGAAAGUCCCCUGUUGGGACUAAUAAAUGUUGCACUGUGUUACGUAUGACAACCAAUGGAAUCAACUACAUUUUGUAAGAGGUAGAUAGUAUCCCUUCUUGGGAUUAGCAACAAUAUCAGUCAACUUUACUUCUCAAACUCAGAACUUUGUACAAUCAACUAUACUAUGUGGCAGAAAGUGUCCCCUGUUGGGACUAAUAAAUGUUGCACUGUGUUACGUAUGACA
Messenger RNA from Branchiostoma belcheri (Belcher's lancelet), 1266 nucleotides. RefSeq lists its product as uncharacterized. The transcript is spliced from 3 exons. The record is from RefSeq and is a predicted model, not a curated record. Bases 249 to 911 code for a protein of 220 amino acids. NCBI's taxonomy places the organism in Eukaryota, Metazoa, Chordata, Leptocardii, Amphioxiformes, Branchiostomatidae.